CGGGCGGAGCGCGGCGGGCGGCGGGCGAGAUGCGAGCGCGGCCGCAGCCCGGGCGGCUCUGGGCGGCUCUGCUGGCGCUGGGGGCGCUGGCGGGCGUCGGCGUCGGAGGGCCCAACAUCUGUAGCACACGAGGUGUGAGCUCCUGCCAGCAGUGUCUGGCUGUGAGUCCCGUGUGCGCCUGGUGCUCAGAUGAGGCCCUGCCUCUGGGCUCUCCCCGCUGUGACCUGAAGGAGAAUCUGCUGAAGGAUAACUGUGCCCCGGAGUCCAUCGAGUUCCCGGUCAGUGAGGCCCAAGUACUAGAGGCCAGGCCCCUCAGCGACAAGGGCUCUGGAGACAGCUCCCAGGUGACUCAAGUCAGUCCCCAGAGGAUUGCGCUCCGGCUUCGGCCAGAUGAUUCGAAGAGUUUCUCCAUCCAAGUACGGCAGGUGGAGGAUUACCCCGUGGACAUCUACUACUUGAUGGACCUGUCUUACUCCAUGAAGGACGACCUGUCGAGCAUCCAGACCCUGGGCACCAAGCUGGCCUCCCAGAUGCGCAAGCUCACCAGUAACCUGCGGAUUGGCUUCGGGGCCUUUGUAGACAAGCCUGUGUCACCCUACAUGUACAUCUCCCCACCAGAGGCCCUCAGAAACCCCUGCUAUGAUAUGAAGAACGCCUGUUUGCCCAUGUUUGGAUACAAACAUGUGCUGACACUAACUGACCAGGUGACCCGCUUCAAUGAGGAGGUGAAGAAGCAGAGUGUGUCACGGAACCGAGAUGCCCCAGAGGGUGGCUUUGAUGCCAUCAUGCAGGCUACAGUCUGUGAUGAAAAGAUUGGCUGGAGGAAUGAUGCAUCCCACUUGCUGGUGUUUACCACCGAUGCCAAGACUCACAUAGCACUGGAUGGAAGGCUGGCAGGCAUCGUCCAGCCCAAUGAUGGGCAGUGUCACGUUGGCAGUGACAACCAUUAUUCUGCCUCCACUACUAUGGAUUAUCCCUCUUUGGGGCUGAUGACUGAGAAGUUGUCCCAGAAAAACAUCAAUUUGAUCUUUGCAGUGACUGAAAAUGUAGUCAACCUCUAUCAGAACUACAGUGAGCUUAUCCCAGGGACCACAGUGGGGGUUCUCUCCACCGAUUCCAGCAACGUCCUCCAGCUCAUUGUUGAUGCUUAUGGGAAAAUCCGCUCUAAAGUAGAGCUGGAAGUGCGUGACCUCCCUGAGGAGUUGUCUCUGUCCUUCAACGCCACCUGCCUCAACAACGAGGUCAUCCCAGGCCUCAAGUCCUGUGUGGGACUCAAGAUUGGAGACACGGUGAGCUUCAGCAUCGAGGCCAAGGUACGCGGCUGCCCCAAGGAGAAGGAGAAGUCCUUCACCAUCAAGCCCGUGGGCUUCAAGGACAGCCUCACCAUCCAGGUCACCUUCGACUGCGACUGUGCCUGCCAGGCCCAGGCUGAGCCUCACAGCCGCCGCUGCAACAAUGGCAAUGGGACCUUUGAGUGUGGGGUGUGCCGCUGCGGGCCUGGCUGGCUGGGGUCCCAGUGCGAGUGCUCAGAGGAGGACUACCGCCCCUCCCAGCAGGAUGAGUGCAGCCCCCGGGAGGGCCAGCCCGUCUGCAGCCAGCGGGGCGAGUGCCUCUGUGGUCAGUGUGUCUGCCACAGCAGUGACUUUGGCAAGAUCACGGGCAAGUACUGCGAGUGCGAUGACUUCUCCUGUGUCCGCUACAAGGGGGAGAUGUGCUCAGGACAUGGCCAGUGCAGCUGUGGGGACUGCCUGUGUGACUCCGACUGGACCGGCUACUACUGCAACUGUACCACACGCACCGACACCUGCAUGUCCAGCAAUGGGCUCCUGUGCAGUGGCCGGGGCAAGUGUGAAUGUGGCAGCUGCGUCUGCAUCCAGCCAGGCUCCUAUGGAGACACCUGUGAGAAGUGUCCCACCUGCCCGGAUGCCUGCACCUUUAAGAAGGAAUGUGUGGAGUGUAAGAAGUUUGACCGGGGAAUCCUACACGAGGAAAAUACCUGCAACCGUUACUGCCGUGAUGAGAUUGAGUCAGUGAAGGAGCUUAAGGACACUGGCAAGGACGCAGUGAAUUGUACCUACAAGAACGAGGAUGACUGUGUCGUCAGAUUCCAGUACUAUGAAGACUCCAGUGGAAAGUCCAUCCUGUAUGUGGUAGAAGAGCCAGAGUGUCCCAAGGGCCCUGACAUCCUGGUGGUCCUGCUUUCAGUGAUGGGGGCCGUUCUGCUCAUCGGCCUUGCCACUCUGCUCAUCUGGAAGCUCCUCAUCACCAUCCACGACCGAAAAGAGUUUGCUAAAUUUGAGGAAGAACGAGCCAGAGCAAAAUGGGACACAGCCAACAACCCACUGUAUAAGGAGGCCACGUCCACCUUCACCAACAUCACCUACCGGGGCACUUAAUGACCUGCAGUCCUCCUCAGAUCAUUAGCAGACUGUGCCGGGAUUGUGGGAGUCUCUGCUGUCAUGUUUACAGAGGACAGUGUUUGUGGGUGGGACUUGGGGCUUGGAGCGGGGUGGGCUGGGAGAACGUCAGUAUGUGGAAGUGCGGGUCUCUGUGCGUGUGCGUGCGUGUUGCGUGUGAGGGAAUGUGUAUAAUUUAAAACUUGCAAUGUGUCCUAAUAAGCAGAGCUCCUCGGCCUUCGUCCUCAGAAUGCCUCCUGCGGGGAUUCUUCCUGCUUAGCUUGAGGGUGACCGUGGAGCCGAGCAGGUGUUCUUCGUUACCUCAGUGAGAAGCCCGCUUUCCUCGCGAGGCCGUUCUCCCUGAAGAGAAGGGCAGGGCUGAGGCCUCUGAAUCCAGAGGAAGGGACACCAGGCCUUGGCUCUACCCUGAGUUCAUAAGUUUAUGGUUCCUGGGCCCGACUCUCAGUAGCCUUGGUAGGAACUGUGGGCUUUUGCUGCCCCACCGUGUCACCUGGGCCUCUACCCGCCUCCCUUCCCUCAGGCUGAAGACAGGGGCGGGGAGAGCUGAGCUGUCCGAGCUGCCCGUGCCUUUGCCAUCCCCUCAGUCCAGCUAUGGUUCUCUCACAAGGGGAGCCCUUGCUACCUAAUUCUUUGACCUUUUGGGAAUGAGGAUGGCAGGGCCACUCAGGGGUCAUGCAUGGCCUGGGGGAUGUGCCAGCAUUAUAAUCACAGCCCUUCAGAUUUGCGUCAUCGGCAGCUCCACGCUGGAGGUUUGUUUAGAAGAAGUGUGCCAACCUUAGACCGGCACCACCUCGUUACCUCCUACUGCCACACCGUCGCUGCUGUAGACCUUCGCUAUGUGCUGGGGAUUUCUCUCUUGACCAAAUGCUUUUCCUCCAAGGGAGAGUGCUAUGGUUGGAGCCAGAGGUCUGGCCCUACCCUUCAGGCCUGUUGCUCCUUGUCCAAGGCACCUCCACGUACCCAACCCUGUGCCUCUGUGUGCUAUAUCCAUCCGUGGGGCUGAUGGCAUUUAUCUACUACCUCUUGGGUGUCUUGUGAAGGAAUCGUUCCAGUGAGUCUGCUGGGCAUAAGUGCCAGGAUGGAACGAUGGGCCAGUUGUAUCAGCAUGUGUGUGUGGCCUGUUCUGCUGUGGGCCACACAACCUCACUUAACUCAGUCUUGGAUCUGAGAGGCCAUAAGUGCAAUUUUAUUUUGUUUUUCUCAUCAGGGCACCAGAAACCAUGAUAAGGCUUGCUUCAUCCAAAGGAACAUGUAUAUAAAAAUAUUUUCAUUAUAUUUGUAAGUUCUUGUGAUGGCAAAGAAGGAAGCACAGAAAACCACACAGAUGUGGGGUAUGCAGACACUUGGGGGCAUAUAGCAUCAUUCCUAGCAAGUCACUGCCCAGUUGCUAGCUCUGUGGGGGGCUCUCUCAUCCCAGAAGCCUGCGGGGAUGGAUGUAUGGACAUGCUGGACCUCUCCUGAGGAGGAAGGACUGUUCUUUAAUCCCAGCAAUAGCAGUUGCUUCACUGGUGUUGACAUACAUCUAACAUUAAAAACCACUCUCCCCCACUGCCCAAGAAAAAGGGAAAGACUUAUAAACAGUGGUCUGAUGAGCAGAAAAUCUGAGUCCUGGUCUCAGUGUUGCAGGUAAGGAAUCUUUAACCUGAAUUAAGAAAAGUCACUUUCUUCUCCCUGCGGCUCAGUUUUCUAGUCUGAAAAAUGAUGGGUUUUGACCAGCCACUCUUAAAGGUCUAUUUCAGUAUCAACGAUCUAAGAUGUUGGGACUUACUGUGGCAUCAAAUAUGCAGUCAAAAUUCUGUGGGAUAUUGACACUGUUUGUUUUUCUAGUUGAGAGACCUGGCUUUGGCCAUGGUCCAUAUCACCUUUCUCAGUGAGAGUCUCAUCCUAUCCUCUCUCUAAACCCCUUCUCCAGCUUUUGUUAAUAGUUACGUCUCCUGAUGUAGCACUGAAGUUCCAUUUAGUUAUUAUUUCUUACUUCACUUUGCAUACAUUUGCAUCCACAUAUUAGAGAAGAGGAAUCCACAGGAAGUAGCUGAAAUGUAUUAAUAUAUUCUGUACUCUUGUGUUAACAUAGCGAGUAAGCCCUGGAAUUAGGAACAGGGCAAUCACUGAGCCCUGUCUCACCCAUGGAUUACUCCUUAUUGUAGGGAAUGGGAAUUUGGUAGAGCGAUAAAUGGGGGAGGAGGAGGGAUGACCAUGGAUCCAAGAAAUUUAGAACCUAACUAUAACCUUCAGCUACUGAGACAGAGUCCAUGAGACUAUUAGUGGGACAUUUUCUUUAGAUAAGGUGGUUUAUGUGAAGAAACUAUAUUAAAGGGGGAAGAAAAUGCAUAAAGGAUGAAUAAAAUCAGUAGGAGUCUCAUCUGAGCUACUGGAAUUAGGUUCAUAGGCCUUGAAGACCAGUACUGUUUGUAUGUGGGGAUAAUCUGUAGCUCUGCUCCGAGAUAGUGAACAGCAGUCAGUUAUGGUAUGUAGGGUGAACAGCUAUGUGGUAUUCUGGCAUUGGAUAACACAGCACAAAGGGAUUGUGCUCAGUUCUUUUGGAGAUCAUUUAUGUCCAGACUCAGGAUCUGUGUAUAUAUGGGAAACUUUGAACAUUCCUGACCAGUUACCAUAUUAGGAGUUAGUUAUUUACCUCUCUGAUAUUCCUAGACCAUCUAUGAUUUCAAGAUACUUCUCUUUGUUAAGUAUUCCUGGUUGAAAUUACUUAUGUCCCUUUCUGAUUUCCUAACCACCCUCUGUGUUUGAGUUGUGCAACAUUGAAUUAAAUGUGCUUUCCAAAAA
Lemur catta (Ring-tailed lemur) is the source of this 5201-nucleotide messenger RNA. It is a transcript of the gene ITGB3, whose product is annotated as integrin subunit beta 3. Gene Ontology annotation, cellular component: integrin complex; cell surface; focal adhesion. The record is from RefSeq and is a predicted model, not a curated record. Gene Ontology annotation, molecular function: fibrinogen binding; integrin binding; fibronectin binding. The transcript has 15 exons. Gene Ontology annotation, biological process: cell migration; cell adhesion mediated by integrin; cell-matrix adhesion. Lineage: Eukaryota; Metazoa; Chordata; Mammalia; Primates; Lemuridae. Bases 30 to 2396 code for a protein of 788 amino acids.